GCUGUUCAAACCAGGUCCCACUGGGAGGUAUAGCUCUAGCAUCAUCAUCAACAUGGCUGUUGCAGGUCAAGAAAUUCACGAUAAAACGCUUCGUUCUCGUUCUUACCAUGACAGAAGCUAUCGCCAAGGGUUUCUUGGAGCUUUAAGCGACUUACAGAAGGAUGAUGUUCUCCAGGAUGUGGUUCUUGAAAUCCAGGGCCGCCGCUUUCCCUGCCAUCGGCUUGUUCUGUCCGCGGCCAGUCCCUACUUCAGGGCCAUGUUUACAGCAGACAUGGCGGAAAGCCGACAGAAAACGAUUGUUUUGAAGGGUUUGGAUGCAGUCAUGUUUGGGGAGAUCCUGAGUUACAUCUACUCGGGAACCCUCCGUGUGUCCCUGGACAAAGUGCAGCCCCUGUACCAGGCAGCCGACCUCCUCCAACUGGACUAUGUGAGAGACACCUGCAGCAGCUACAUGGCUAUGAAUGUGGAGCGCUCCACCUGUGUGGACCUGUACAAGUUUGCAGAUGCCUUCUCUGUAGACAUUGUCCUGAACCGUUGUCUUCAGUGUAUAUGUAGGCACUUUGCUAAGAUAGCCUCCAGCGAGGAGUUUUGCAGUCUGAGUGUGGGUCAGCUGACUGACAUCAUCAGCCAUGAUGAGCUGGAUGUAAAAGAGGAGACAACAGUGUGGGAGGCUGUGGUGAGAUGGGUGCAGCACAGCAGGGAGGACAGACUGCACCACCUACCCAGCAUCCUCCCUCACAUCCGCUUCAACCUGCUGACCUCAGACGGUCAAGCAGCCAUCUUGGAGCACCCCCUGGUCAGGGAGGAUCCUGGGAAUUCUGAGACCAUCAGGAACAUGGUACAGCCUGAAACCUCCACCCAGAAGACUAGAGUGGGCAUGGACACCCAGGAAAUGGCUCUCCUUUUUUGUACAAGCAAAAAAGAGAUGCUGUGUAUGAACCCCAGGGUGGGGAGGUACAUCAGCUGUAGUUACGGAGCAAACCUUCCACCCGUUGUGACGAUGACUGUUACCAGUGAUAACGACAUCUACAUCUUGGCUGGACACUCGCACGUUGAACUGUCCUUGUUAGUGUACAAUCAUGUGGGGAACACAUGGGAACAGGUGUCAACAGUGUCUAGGUCACGGGGGGACGACUUGCCAAGCGACGAGUACCUUGUCGAAGUUGACGGAUGUCUUUACUAUCUCACGGUCAAAAUGUCGCUGACAGCGGACAUGCUGGUGUGGGUCAGACGAUAUAACCGGCACACGAGCCAAUGGGAGGACUGCCCACAGCCGGAACUGGAGGGAACAUCAGACAUCAGCGUGGCGUUGUCAUGCGGUCCGCACUUGUAUUUCUUCACGAACACAGAAAUGCAUCGCUACGACCCCAGUCAGGAUAGUUGGAGCAAGUGUACGCCGCUGAACGCCAUUCCUCUGCUGUGCACGGCCGUCGCCUUUGGAACAACGGAGAUCUUCUGCACGGACAUCCGCUUCAGAAAAAUGGCAGUGUACAAUACAACGUCGGACUGUUGGCGGUUGUCUAAUGCUGAGUUGCCGUCUCUGAGAAAUCCGACCAUUAUGGAUAGCCCGAGUCUCUUUGUGCUGGAGAAGCAGCUGCAUGUGCUGUUACGGUCGUACAGUGGGGUGCCGGCAGGGGCCGACGACUGGCAGAUAUUUGCAUGGGACAGGUUUCAGGGGGUUUGGGAGGACUCGAAGCCCACCCUGCCAGCUGGGGACUGGAAGGCCUGUGGUCCUGUGUGUUGUGUAGCCCGCAUGUAUCUACCAUGUCUGAACAAAAAACGUACAGGCACAAGGAGUACAAUGCACCCUUAGAGCACGGGUGUUUUGACUGUCUGUAAUAUAGAUGUCACUGCCAUUAUCAUGCCCAUUUGGUGAUCCCAUGGCGUCUUGUGUGAAUUCAUAUUCUAUUUUUGUAUAAGUUGUGUGACUCAGUCAGACUUUGUUGCUGAAUUUUGAAGUAACAUGAUACUAUUUCCUCUGUUAUUUGUUUUUUAAAUUGCAAAAAGGAAAAAUAGAAUAACAAAAAUGUAUACAUGUAUAUAUUGUUUUUAUUUACAAAGUGACACCUAGGAUUUGAGGUCAGUACUGCAAUUUUUUUUAGCCAUAAGUGAAGUCACACUAGGCAAGUCUACGACUAGUGUUGGUAAAACAUUUACCUACUAGUAUUUGUUUUAGUAACAGUUAGAUAAACCACACACCUGUGUAACUUUGAAAAUAUGAAUUUUUAAGCUUAGUUGAAAAAUAUGUGUUUCUGUAAUAUAUACAGUGAUUUAAGAAGAAACUAUGAUGAUAUGUUGUUUGAUUUUAUAUCCUAGUCACAGAUUUGGGUUUCCUGCAUCACAGAUGAAUUUGAAAUGUCCAUUGAGUUUAUGAUAUGAACAGAACAGAUAUGUAUGUAAUAACAUUUUUCUCGUGACAUCUACAUACAACUAAACUAUAAUGGACUUUCAUGACGAAUAGAACACAAAUCAUGGAUCAUCAUGUGCAUAAUUUCUUAAAUCACAUGGUCUUUCAUAAGCAUACUGUAAAUGCAUUUAAGUUCGCGGGGAUUUAAUUUCGCGGUAGCGGGAAAAAGGACUUUUUGCGGUGGUUUUAAGUUCGCGGUAGCACCAUGCAAUGUAGUCUCUUACUGCUAUGGAAAAAUGUUUGCAGUGGUUUUAAAUUUGCGGUAAAGCGGCCACCGCGUAAACCGCGAACAUUAAACCACCACGAAAGUUUCUGCAUUAACAGUAUUUUCAAUCUUUAAAUUACCCAAUGUCAAGAUUCUUGAGGCCUAGACUUUUUCAUUGAUUAUGUGUCUCUCCUAUUGUAUCUUAUUUGUCACCACGCGUAAAGUUAAUGAUAAGUGAGUCAUAAAUAAUGCCAUUGGUUAUAUAACAAGCUAAGCUAAUUUUUUAUGGACUGAGUUGAAAUUUGGCACAGCCAAAAAUCUGAGAAACUGACAGAUAUAUCAGCUUUAAGAAGAUAUGUUUCUUUACAUUUGUGCCAAAUUUCAUCUCAUUUAUUGAAAGAAUGAAAUGAUCUUGUUAUUAAACCCAUGGCUUAUUCCCCCCCACCCCCACCCCCAUCUAAGCUUCAAAUUCAAUACCAACUGUGUCAAAGUUCAUUUUUUAAUGUUUUAGUUUUAUACUCACAUUUGCAUAUAAUGAAUAAUUAUAACGACUAAGUUAACUUAACUUUUAGCAUCAGUUACAGAUGUAUGUACAGUUCUAUCAUCAUACAUAAUAAUGGUAUGGUCACGCUUUUGGAAUGGAUCAUACAAAUAGAUUGACACAGGAGUCAGGUAUAGGAAAAGGGCACGAUAGUACAUGUGCUGUAAAUAUUGCAAUUUUGUGGCCUUUUUUUGUUUUCGAUUAUUGAAAUGAUGACACCGUGAAUAUGUGUUGCUAAGCUACAUAUUUAGUAUAUGUAGAAAACCUCCUAUCCACUCCUGUGAAAUUAAACCCCAUGAUAAUAAAUGAAUAUCCAUCA
Molecule: messenger RNA, 3472 nt
Organism: Branchiostoma floridae (Florida lancelet)
Lineage: Eukaryota; Metazoa; Chordata; Leptocardii; Amphioxiformes; Branchiostomatidae
Product: kelch repeat and BTB domain-containing protein 6-like
Exons: 5
Coding region: 53-1813 (586 amino acids)
Molecular function (GO): protein binding
Source: RefSeq, a predicted model, not a curated record